Messenger RNA from Felis catus (domestic cat), 2060 nucleotides. Its product is annotated as dentin sialophosphoprotein-like. Bases 1 to 1731 code for a protein of 576 amino acids. NCBI's taxonomy places the organism in Eukaryota, Metazoa, Chordata, Mammalia, Carnivora, Felidae. The transcript is spliced from 2 exons. The record is from RefSeq and is a predicted model, not a curated record.
AUGACGAGCCUCUUCUCAAAUAUGAGACAGAACAUGAAGAUGAGACAGACUCUGAAGAUGAAAAAAGAUUCUGAAAAGGAAAUAGACUCUGAGGAUGAAAACAACACCAAAGAUAAGAAAGAUCCCAAAGAUAAGUCUGACCCUGAUGACAAUGAUUCAAAAGAUAGCAAUGCUGAACAUAAUGCAGACACAAACAGUGGAUCUGAUCCUGGUGGUGAUGCUGACCCUACAAGUGGAGCUGAUUCCAACGGUGAUGGUGACUCUAACAAUGGAACUGACUCCAACAAUGAACCUGACUCUAAUAUUGAUGAUGCCACUAAAAAUGAUGCUAAUUCCAAAUACAGCACUGAUUCUGAUGGGGGAAAACAUACCAUUAAUUCAGACAAUACCCCUGGCCUAGACAAUUGUGUUGAUCAGGACUGUACUGUUAACUCCAGCAAUGGCACUAGUACAAACUCUACCUCUGUGCUGCAGAAUGGAACUGGCCUGAACUACACUUUUUGUUCCAAUAAUGGUUCUGGCACUAACAAUGCCACUGGAUCAGGCAAUGACAUUUGCCCCAACAAUGGUACUAGCCCCAACAAUAGACAUGGCUCUAAAAUCAAUAUAUCUGGCCUCCAAAACAAUGCCCCUGACGCCCAAAAUAUCGUAUCAUGUCCCAACAGCCCUGACUACAGCAACAAUGACUCCUGCCUCAAAAUCAAUGGUCCUGGCCUGAACAACAAUAGCCCUGGCCCCAAUGACAAUGGCUCUGGCCUUAAAAUUGACCCUGGAUCUAACUAUAAUGUCAGGCCUAGUAGUGCUAUAAGCCACAAUAGUGCUAUUAGUUCUAACAAGGAUGCUGACUCCACGUAUGAUACAAAACCCACCAUUGCUGCUGGACACAACUAUGCAGCUGUCCCAAACUAUGACUCAGACCAUGACUGUGUCUCAAGAUUUACCCAUGCAGUAGGUUCUAGCCCUCUAGUCAACCCCAACUAUAUUGCCAAAAACAGUUAUGCUGCCAGACACAGCUCUACAACUACUACUGCCAAUGUCAUUGACACUAGCAAUACAACUAGUUGUAGUGGUGCUGUUAGCGCUAGCUAUACUGCUGGCACCAACUGUGCCUCAGGCAUUAACCAUGACCUUAGAUUGAUUCAUGCCUUUGAAUCCAACUUUGUCACCAACUCCAACUAUGAUGCCACAAAUACUCAUAAUGUUCAUAAUUCCACCAGUAUAAGCAAUAUUAAUAAUCUGUCUGAGCCUGGAUUAGAAAUUGGUACCAGUUCCUCCAUUCCUAAUAUUGUUUAUGCUAACUCCCCCACUUUUGCUGCUGGCACAAACUAUACUUCCACUCCCGAAAGUUUGAUCACCUCUGAAUUUUCUGAUUCAUCUAAGCUUGGUAUAAAUUAUACAGUUGUUGAUAACCACAAAUUUGGUGUCUGCCUCAAGGACUCUUCUGGCUCCAUGGAUUCUUCUAGCUUUAAUCAUACCACUAAGUCCAAGGAUGUCCUUGAUGCCAAGGAAGUUGGCUUUUUAAAAGAUUUAUCCAAGAUCCAGAAUCCAACUGGUGUCAAGUAUCCUGCCGAUUUAAACUUUCACUCCAAUUCAAGUAUUCCACUCCCUAUUUUUGACAUUAUAGUAGAAGCUGAACCACCAGAUUUUGUGAAGUUUGCUGUAUCAUCAGGGGCUGUGAAUCUAUUUUUUAAGUGGGAGACAAGCUUUCUGGGGAUUUUCAAUCUAAAAUAACAACAAACCAUCUCCUAUCCAAAUAUACUGUCAACUUGCUCAAGCUCUUUUAAUUGCUGAAUUUCUUUUCUGAGGUCAUCUGUGCACCAAACCUUUCCAUAAAUUCACUCCUUUAUACAUCAAUUUGAUCAUUUCUUCAUAAUACUAAAGUGUUUCCCAGGUAUCCUAUUGCUGGAUUCCUUGUCAGAUAAGAUAGGGUCCUGAAAGUGUUUAAUCAAAAUAUGGUGAACUAAGUUGGCAUCUCUUUUUGAAACGAAUUAGUAAAAGAUCUCAAAUUGAAUGUAACUGAAUAAAUAAUAUCAAGCAAAUAAAAGUGUUCCUCCUGCCAA